AUGCAUUUCCUUUCCCCCAUACCUUUGUCUCUAAAACUGUCAAGAAAGGAAGGAUCCACGUCAAUUCCAGUCUCCUUCAACAUCAUCACGCCUGGACUAAAGCAUUUAGUUUUGGAGCCACGUGAGCAACGUCACGCCCUAAGGAGCAUUGAGACGGUGGAUACUAGUACAGUUACCCGGGCGCCCAUGCAUAGUCGGUACCCGCCUAGUCAGCCGUACCAGCAAGAAAAAUCGGUAACGAUUAUGAAGGAUAACUUCCAAGGACCGACGCCGUACAAUAUCAGUAACCCUGGAGCACAGACAGGUUCAAGUGGGCAGCAAUACCCCACAACCGCGCCGUCAUCGUCACCUUGGCAGUCACAGGAGUAUGAAAAGAGGCAUGGAUUCUCCCCAAGGCGAGAAGCUAUCCCCCAUCGUGGAAGGUCGGUGGAAAGAAGACCAUCCCCAUCUGCUAGGAGAAUAUCACCCACCGGUAGAAGAGUUUCUCCCCAUGCGAGGAAAUUUUCACCUACUGGAAAAAGAUCGUCGCCUGAUCGUCACGUACCGCCACAUCACACCGCUCCGCACCCCCAUCACCUAGGAAGGCGCGAGUCCCCCCACAAGAGACCGUCUCCAAUGAGGCGGCUGGUUUCUCCGCCUAGAAGAACUUCACCUGGCCGCAGACCAUCUCCUGGAAGACGGGACUCUCCGCAGAGAAUGAACAGGUACUCGCCGGACCGUCACCACUCGGACAAGCUAGAUAAGUUCGGACAGGACAAGUUGAAACAAGUCCGGCCUGCGUACGAGCCCAACAGUCACGCAUCAAACCAAGCUAUGUACUCAGGUGGUUACCGUUCAGACGUCCGCGAGAGUAUUCAGUAUCCAAUGCAGGGGGUGAGACAGGGCCAGCGCAUCUCACCGUGGCAAAGAGACGAACCUAUCGCUUUAAAGAAACCAGAUGACGACAGACGUGACAUCACAAGGAUGCAGAUGGGUAGAGAUCGCAUACCCGACGCGGUGGUAGAUCCAAAACACGGAAUCACUUCGCAAAGGAAGUCUCGCUCACCAGUCCGACGAGAAAGAUCUCCGCUGCGAGACCGCUACAAGAGGCACUCCCCCUCCCCUCGCUCUUCUCACUCACCGCGCCGCUCCUGGGCUCUCGAGAAACGUCGCAGUCCCGAGAUACGCGACGCGCCACCACCCCCAUCCUGGCCGGGACAGAAAGGACGCGAGGCUGAGUCCUUCACUAGAACCACUCGAACGUUCCCUGAGAGAGAGCAGAACGAGGGUCCCAAACAUGUUCCAGUAUGGCAGCGACCAUUCGGAAAAGACGAAGAUCCACGCGACAGACGUCCCGACAAUACUGAGCGAAGACCAUUUAUCGAAGAUAAAGUUCGACCCACCAAGGAAGUGCCGGUGAGAGAACCAGUGCCGCACUCCAGCCACAAUGAGCGCUUCGUUCAAAGGGAACCGAAAUUCUCUCCACGUGAUGAUUACGAAGCAGACCGCCGUGAUACUUACCGUCGGCGAGAGCCUUCAGUUGAACGCAAACCUCAUCCUCAAAGGGAAGACUAUGAACAAGUUCGUAGACCACGGGAGCACGAGGAACGCAUACAAUCUGAUGAAUACGAUCGCCGUAGAGAGCCAUCACCCCGCCGAGACAGUAGGAAAGAUGAUGCCGUUAAUCCGAACAUCGAUAAAGAUUUUGAAGACAUCUACAAAAGAGCUUUACAGUUCAAAAAGAAAGCGGAGGAAUUACGUCGGUUGGGUUCCAAGAAAAGGGACGAUUAUGUGGAAGACGAAGCGAGGAGCUACCACAGCGAGAGAGAACGCGACGAUAGAUCGCAGCGAUAUGAGGACCGACAUAGGUACCGCGAGGAAGAUCUUCAGCGGCACAGGGAACGUGAGGAGAGACCACGGGAUGAUAGACCGCGGGAUGAUAGACCGCGGGAUGAUAGACCGCGAGAUGAUAGGCCGCGGGACGAUAGACAACGGGACGACAGACUACGGGAUGACAGAUCGCGGGACGAUAGAUCAAGGGAUGAUAGACAGCGGGAUGAUAGACCGCGUGAGGAUAGGCCACGAGACGAUAGACCUCGUCACGAUACACGUCCGGAUGAAAUGCGCCGUCCGGAGUUCCGUCCUCGGGAGGAAUACUCGAAGCAACCUGAACGUGAACAAGACCGCCGGUUUACCGUCAACCCUGCUAUCAGGAUAAAACGCGACAAAGCCAUAGAGGAGAUAUGCAAGAAACUACUGGACAGACAUGAGCACUACCGGCCGGCCAAGGAGGAGCACAGGGCGCGAGUUAUGGAGGAACUACAGCUCGCCGUCGCACGCAUCGUGUUCGACAUGUUCGGAGACAGCGAUGUCGCCUUUAUCGAGAUCAUCAUCAAGUUCCAAGCCAAGUACACGUACAAGGACGAAGAGAAGAUAUUGCAGGACGUAAUGUCAUCGCUCCCUAGUCACUACAGAGUCAUCAAGAGACAGGCGCCAGAGUCGACGGAGGUUCCUGCCAAGACCGCUCGCCGCUCUGCGAGCCCCAACUUAAAGACAGGUAAGACGCGACACAUGACACACCUUCCCAGUGGACUCACCCGUGAUCAUGAGCCAGUAAGUCUUCACACGUCUCUUCCAUCUUUUCAGAGCCCGAUGCAAGACCCAAAUUAA
Messenger RNA from Spodoptera littoralis (African cotton leafworm), 2649 nucleotides. The record is from the annotation of a GenBank genome assembly. Lineage: Eukaryota; Metazoa; Arthropoda; Insecta; Lepidoptera; Noctuidae.